UUCCGGGUGAACGGGAUGUUGUGAAACUGCAGGCUAAUGUGUGUAUUAAAUUCCAGGUUAUGUUUGUAAAAAGUCAGUGAAGGCAAAUGUCUGCCCCUUCCGAUCCGGGAGUAUCAAAGGCAAAGGAUUUAAAUCCAGCGACGCUCUCGACGGGUAAAUCUGUGAUAGCGGCGGCGUUAGUCGCUCAGGCCCGGGGUAAGAAACGAGCCGUCAGUCCCGCGACUCCCGCAACCGCGCAGCCACAUAACAACAGCGGUAAAAAGAAAAAAACACAACCUGCAUCCUCAGCUACUCAAGCUCAGGUUGCCCCAGUGGAGUCGACUUCUGAGGGAAAACCUGUGGGAGCUGUUGAUCUGGAAACUUCUGCCAAAUGUCUUCCUUUUAAGAACCCCAACUUUGUGCACUCAGGUAUCGGUGGAGCAGCAGCAGGGAAGAAGAAUCGGACGUGGAAGAAUCUGAAGCAGAUUUUAGCAGCGGAGAAAGCACUGCCCUGGAAAAUCUCUGAUCCUAACUACUGCAGCAUAGAUGCACUUCCCUCUAUGAAACCUGCUAAAAAGUACUCCGACAUCUCAGGUCUUCCGGCAAACUACACUGACCCUCAGACUAAACUGCACUUUGCAUCGACGGAAGAGUUUUCUUACAUCCGUCAAUUGCCAACAGACGUGGUGACCGGAUACCUGACUCUCCGUAAAGCCACCUGCAUUGUGCCCUAAUGGAGUACUCUUCCCCCAAACACACAUGUACUUGCUGACUGAACACAGAAUGCUAUAGGAUGUAAAGGACUAACAUACUUGCAUCAGAACAAUUUGUUACAUUUCUUGUGGAUGUUUAUGGUUGCUUUCAUUGUGAAUUGACAGUUUAUACCAAUGUAAGACAGAGUGACAAUUUUUCCCAAUAGGUUUUCAGUAGAUUGUUUUCAGUGAACUACUUGUAUCGUUAUGAUGUAUAUUUGGUAAAAUUAAACUUGAUAUCACCUCUA
Carassius carassius (crucian carp) is the source of this 979-nucleotide messenger RNA. RefSeq names its product INO80 complex subunit C-like. The coding region runs from base 87 to 713 and encodes 208 amino acids. The transcript has 5 exons. NCBI's taxonomy places the organism in Eukaryota, Metazoa, Chordata, Actinopteri, Cypriniformes, Cyprinidae. Gene Ontology annotation, biological process: chromatin remodeling. Gene Ontology annotation, cellular component: Ino80 complex. The record is from RefSeq and is a predicted model, not a curated record.